This is a messenger RNA of Armigeres subalbatus, 1338 nucleotides long. It is a transcript of the gene AQP, whose product is annotated as aquaporin-11. Gene Ontology annotation, molecular function: channel activity. NCBI's taxonomy places the organism in Eukaryota, Metazoa, Arthropoda, Insecta, Diptera, Culicidae. Bases 187 to 972 code for a protein of 261 amino acids. The transcript is spliced from 4 exons. The record is from RefSeq and is a predicted model, not a curated record. Gene Ontology annotation, cellular component: cytoplasm.
GCUAAAUAAUCGUAGGUCGCGAUGUUGCUGAGGCUGCGAUCGCGACUUUCUGCUGCGGGUUAUUUUUAUUCCGACUGCCGUUCGAUCGAAGUACGCGAGAACCAGAAAACGAGUCGCGAUAUUUUUUCGUGAAAAGUUCAAUCAUAAUUUCGAUAGCUUCCGGUUGUAUUUUGAAACGUUCCGGGGAUGGCCAUCGAGCAGCUUGGCUAUAGUGUGUUCUUUAUAGCGUUGACCAGCGCGAUCGCGGCUGUUGCUCGACGGGUGAAUAACAAAUUGUCCAAAGAAGGUCUGGUGAAGGAACUCAUCAAUGAGGCAAUCGCCGCCGCGGAACUAUGCGGCUGUUGCUUUGAGCUGAUCAUUGUUGCUGAUAACUUUGGGGUAGCGACCUAUGCGGUGUUCCUGUUCACGCUGACGAUAUGGUGGGGUCUACAGUGGGGAAACGCCACUGCAUGUCCCUACACAUAUAUGGAACAGAUUGUGCAAGGUGAAGUUAACUUCAGAGAAGCUGCCUUGAAGAUUUGGGCCCAGCUGAUGGGCGGGUGCUGCGUGUACCGUUACGUCCAGCUGUACUGGUGGCUGGAGCUGGCGGAAACCCACGAAGGCCGAGCCUUUGAAGAAUGCUCUGCUGAUUUGAAGGUCAAUCUAUAUCUGGGAGCGUUCAUCGAGGGCUUCGCCACACUGUGCUGUCGACUGGCGUCCAAAGUUAUUUCCGAAAAAGACGCCAAGUUUGGUGCCUUCAUUGAUUCGUUCAUCGGAACCAGCUUGGUUGUGGCCGCUUUCAACUACUCUGGUGGAUACUUCAACCCGGUUCUGGCCACCGCACUGAAAUGGGGCUGCGCAGGAAACUCCGCCCUGGAGCACAUCAUCGUCUACUGGAUUGGUUCGUGCGCUGGAGCUGUGCUGUCGGUGCCACUGUUCAAAACCGACAGCUUCCGCAAUAUGUUCCUUGCCGAUAAGGCUAAGGCCGAAUAGAAUGCUAAAUAGGCACACAAAGGCAGCUUAAAGGGUAGCGCUUUGAAAUUAAAUUCGAAAUUCUUCUAGUCAUAGCAUGUCGAAAUUCAUGAACACUAUAUGAAUAUAUAUUUAUUUGUGAAACCUGUCGAUAAGUACACUUUCCGUCCUUAAUUGUAUAUGAGUUAUCUAUCUGCUUUUUAAAACCAUCUUUUUAUUUCAGCAAUAUGUGUUUUAUAUGUUGAUGUCCUUUUUUUUAGUUAGUAUAUAUGUAACGAACCUACUUGUACUAUUUUUCCCUAAUAUAGAUUUUGAAAGAUAAAAAAGAAUAUGCAGACAACUAUGUAAAUAUGUAAUGAGAAAUAAAAUCAGUCAUGACAAAUGUGA